GCUAGAACUGAGGCCUUUCUUUAGGAUCCAGGGUCUAGGCCUUCCAACAGGAAAUAAGAUCAAGGAGCCAGGAGCCAGGCCUUUUACCAUAAGUCAAGAGUCAUGACCUAAGAGACAGGAGAUAGGUCUUCCACCAGGAGCCAGGACCCAGACUUCAGGAGACUGAACCAGGAGGUCCACUAAAAGGCUCCUUUUUUGGAACUGAGUCUAUUAGGAAGAAGACUGGUUACUAUCAUGUUCAGGACAGUGGUACAGACCCAAAGGCACAUGUUUCUUCCAGUGGUCCCUUUUUCAGUGAGAAUGAGAAGUGCUGAAACAAACAGAAAGGGAGUUCUGGCUGAUAAAGUGGCUCUGAUCACAGGUUCCACAGAAGGGAUUGGUUUUGCCAUUGCACAACGUCUUGCCCGAGAUGGGGCCCAUGUGAUUGUGAGCAGCCGAAAACAACAGAAUGUAGAUCAUGCCGUUGAAAAACUUCAGAGAGAGGGAUUGAGUGCUUCAGGAACUGUGUGCCAUGUGGGACAUGAAGAAGACUGUAAGAAGCUAGUGUCCAUGGCUUCUGAAAAAUAUGGGUUUAUCAACUUCCUGGUUUGUGUGGCAGGUGUCAACCCUUUGGCUUGGAGCACACUGGGUGCCAGCGAAGAAAUGUGGGACAAGAUAAUGGAUAUUAAUGUUAAAGCACCAGCCCGUCUUGUGAAGCUGGCUUUACCAUACAUGGUGACUCUAGAGGAAAAGGAGGAACAAGACAUUUUGGCAAAAGCAGAUCCUAGAGCAAGUGCUGUGGUUUUUGUUUCCUCUAUGGUAGCCUAUGUUCCCGAGGCAUCUCUGGGUUUCUACAAUGUCAGUAAGACAGCCCUACUGGGGCUCACCAAAACCUUGUCUUUGGAGCUUGCACCAAAGGGCAUCCGAGUGAACUGCCUGGCACCAGGAAUAAUCAAGACCAACUUCAGCCAAGUACUCUGGAAGGACAAAAACUUUCUACAGAAUUUCAUGAAACAACAUGGAUUGACAAGGUUGGGGAAUCCAGAGGAAUGUGCUGGAGUUGUGUCCUUCCUGUGUUCUCCAGACUCCAGUUAUAUUACAGGAGAAACUAUUGUGGUAUCGGGUUUUUCUCCACGACUCUAAUAAUGUAUGGCCAAAGAUCUAAAUCUUCCAACCAUAGUCCUGUGUAAUAGCAGGCCUUUUUUGGGAACCAGGAAAAUUU
This is a messenger RNA of Sarcophilus harrisii (Tasmanian devil), 1201 nucleotides long. Its product is annotated as dehydrogenase/reductase SDR family member 2, mitochondrial. Gene Ontology annotation, molecular function: carbonyl reductase (NADPH) activity. Bases 235 to 1122 code for a protein of 295 amino acids. The transcript has 9 exons. The record is from RefSeq and is a predicted model, not a curated record. Lineage: Eukaryota; Metazoa; Chordata; Mammalia; Dasyuromorphia; Dasyuridae.